Molecule: messenger RNA, 1134 nt
Organism: Gossypium arboreum
Lineage: Eukaryota; Viridiplantae; Streptophyta; Magnoliopsida; Malvales; Malvaceae
Product: peroxidase 21-like
Exons: 5
Coding region: 73-1059 (328 amino acids)
Biological process (GO): hydrogen peroxide catabolic process; response to oxidative stress
Molecular function (GO): peroxidase activity; heme binding
Source: RefSeq, a predicted model, not a curated record
UAAGGCAUUGGCACAGUCUUUGAGUUUGGAUCAACCUAACAUUUCAACCAAAAAUAUAUUAAAUCCAAGGACAUGACUCUUAACAAGCACCAUUGCUGCUCCACCUUCAUCUUUCUGCUAUUAAUACUGCUCUCACAGUUUUAUUCUGUGAAAAGUGAACUUCAAUUGAACUACUACGCAGAAAGUUGCCCAAGUGCGGCAGAGAUUAUCAAACAACAAGUUAUUAAGCUGUACAACAAACAUGGAAAUACAGCAGUUUCUUGGGUUAGAAAUCUCUUCCAUGACUGCAUGGUCAAGUCAUGUGAUGCAUCGCUGCUGUUACGGAGGGUGAAGGGAAUGGAAUCGGAGCAAGAAUCGGAUAGGAGUUUUGGGAUGAGAAAUUUCAAGUACAUUAACACAAUCAAAGAGGCUGUGGAGAAAGAAUGUCCGAUGACAGUUUCUUGUGCUGAUAUCGUCUCUCUUUCUGCUAGAGAUGGCAUUGUCAUGCUUGGAGGACCACGCAUUGAAAUGAGAAGCGGUAGGAAAGAUAGCAAGCAAAGUUACCCGACAGAGGUGCAAAAUACCAUCCCCAACCACAACGACACCAUUGAUUUGGUGCUUGCUCGCUUUCAAUCCAUUGGCAUAGACACCCCAGGAACUGUUGCUUUAUUAGGAGCUCACUCGGUAGGGCGAGUUCAUUGUGUAAACUUGGUACACAGACUUUACCCCACAGUUGAUCCAACACUGGACCCUGAGCAUGCUGAGUACCUCAAAAGGAGGUGCCCGACACCCGACCCGGAUCCGAAAGCGGUGUUGUACUCUAGAAAUGACCUGGAAACGCCAAUGAUACUGGACAAUAUGUACUACAAGAACUUGUUGAAACACAAGGGGUUACUCAUGGUGGAUCAGCAAUUGACUUCUCAUCCACUUACUUCACCUUUGGUUGAGAAAAUGGCUGCCGAUAAUGGAUAUUUCCACGACCAAUUUGCGAAAGCUGUGCUGUUGUUAUCAGAGAACAACCCACUUAAUGAAGAUCAAGGCGAGAUUCGAAAAGAUUGUCGCUAUGUCAACCUUGUUUGAUUAUUACAACAAUCUUAAAUUAAACCUGUAAUUUCGAUUCACUUCCUUUAAUAAAACUUAUUAUUGCAAUAUUAA